CAGUCUGCUUACCCGGCACUUGUCAUGGGAACCCUCUGUCUCUUUGGAGGCAUAACUGGGUUCGCAAGGACUCGUUCAGUGCCCUCAAUCGUCGCCGGCGUUAGUGUGGGUGCUCUAUACUUGUGGUCAGCAGACAGCGUCCGCAAAGGCACACCCAACGGGUUGGAAGGCGCACUAGGUGCAUCUGCACUUCUCUUUCUGUCAUCUCUACCACGAGUCGCCAAAGGACCUGUACCUGCCAUUCUGACCGUUACCUCUGCCUUGGCGGGAACUUACUAUGGAAGAGUCGUGUACAAUCUGAGGCAGUAG
Guyanagaster necrorhizus is the source of this 309-nucleotide messenger RNA. RefSeq lists its product as uncharacterized. NCBI's taxonomy places the organism in Eukaryota, Fungi, Basidiomycota, Agaricomycetes, Agaricales, Physalacriaceae. The transcript has 4 exons. Gene Ontology annotation, cellular component: membrane. The record is from RefSeq and is a predicted model, not a curated record. The annotation marks the transcript as partial.